Symbiodinium sp. CCMP2456 is the source of this 486-nucleotide messenger RNA. The record is from the annotation of a GenBank genome assembly. Lineage: Eukaryota; Dinophyceae; Suessiales; Symbiodiniaceae.
AUGGCACCGCUCAUACAGCAGGCUGUGCCACUGUCGGCGGAGCCAGGCUUCCUGGACAGAUGGCCUGGCAAUGUGGAUGUCUGGCUGGCAGGUAUUUGCGGUCUUCUGCCCGUCGCUUUCGUGCUGGGCUGCCUCUACAUGACAAGGAAGCAGCCAAGAAGAGGAGGCUGCAGAGCGGUCCUCGAGGGCAUACAGGUGACGCUGCUCCUGGUGAUCACGGGAUCCUUUCCAUUCAGCUGUGCAGAAGCUGUUGCAGGGAGCCUCUCCUGCGCCUCAGCAGCCGUGAUCGAACUCGGCUCCGGUUCAGAGCUUCUGAGCACAGGCUUGGGCGCCCCCGACUCCAUGCUGCUUCGGCUGCAGGCACACUUCGUUGCCCUAGCGCUGGUCUUCGCUUGGUGGUCCGCAACGAACCCUCUUUGGCCAGGCCUUUCUGACGGCCUGUGCCACAUGGAUCCUCUGCUCCGGGAUUCGGAUGUUGUGCAGUGA